AGAAAAACCUAGCAAAAAGCCUGAGGUAGACACAAAAGAAAAGAAGCAAAAAGAAAAAGAGGUAGAUGAGAAAAAGGACGAAAUGGUAAAGCCUGAAGCACCUGCAGAAGUAAAGGAAAGGGCGGAAAAGGGAAAAAAGGAGAAGGAAAAGGCAAAAGUGGGAAUUAAGGUAGAAAAGGAGGAGGAAGAAAUGGAGGUGGAAGAAAAGUCUGAAGUUGCACUGAAGAAGAAAACGAAAAAGGAAGCAGACAAAGCAAAAGAGGUUAAAACAGCUGCUUUAAAAGAAGUUGCUGAGGAACUGAAAACUGAAGCAGCUCAAACAGCUGCAGAAACAGACAUAGAUGUUGAUAAAGCUGUUGAAGAGGAGGAUAAGGACACUGACAAGAUCCUUAAAAUCAAAGAAGAGAAAAAAACAGCAGUAGAACCUGUUGAUGUGAAAACUAAACAGGAAGCAGCAGAACCUGCUGAUGAUGAGAAAGAAGACAAAAAGGCAGACAAGAAAGAGGACGUCAUCACUGAUGAUGCGACUCCUGUAGUUUCAGCUACUGUUGAAGAAAGUAAAGAUGUUAUUGAUGAAAAAGAAAAAGAAGAAACACUUACUGUUCCAACAGCUGAUGAAAAAGAUGAAGAAGCCAAAAAAUCUGCCCAAGUCACUGAUGACAAAAUAACUGAUGAAAAAGAUGACAAGGAUGAGGAAGGUCCCAAAGACACAGCUAAAGUGGACACUGUAGAAGAGAGCGACGAUUACCAAAAAGAUGACGAUGACCAGAUUGAAGACAGGGUGGAGGAAGAUGCUCUGAAGCCUGAGCAGGAAAUCAGAGAUGAUGCAAUAAUCAGUGCUACUGCAAAACUAGAAACAGACACCAAAAAAAUAGAGGAAGAGGAAAAGGAAGCAAUGACAAAGGCUGAAGUGGAAAAAAUUGAGGAAGUAAAAGCUGAACAUGAGCAAACCUUAAAACCACCGGCUGUAGAUCAAGAAAAAGAAUCUUCCACCUGUGUGUGUAUGCAGCCUGAACAACCCAUUGUGCCUCAAGUACAAGACAUUAAACCCGUGGAGGAAAAAGUGGAACAGAAAAAGGAUCCACAACAAGAAUCUGUGCAAGAAGAAGCUGAUGUCGUGGCCCCACUACAGGAUCUCCCAGCAUGCCGCCCAACUCCGGUGUACUGCCCGGCUCCACCCGGUUGGUACGUGCAUCAUAUAGUCACAGAUAGUCCAUUACCACCGACGCCCAUGCGAGAGGUUCAGAUUGCUGCAAUAGCAACUCAUGCAGUCACACUUCAAAGACAAGAUGCUGACCAAGAGAAACCGAAGCAAGCCACAAAAAGGAAAGAUCUUCCUGUUAAGAAGCGAAAAGUAGCACCUACAAAAAAAGCCAUUAUCUCAAAAGUACUGAAAGUAAAGGCAAGCGAGGAGAAAGUUAAAACACAGAAAAGAAAAGGCCUUUUGAGUCCCAAAGAGAAGCUCAGACUGAUUCCUCACAGACGAGAAGUACCAAAACUGACCAAACUCAGCAAGCCAGCUGGACCUGUAAAAAGAAGAACCAAAGUCAUAGAGAAAGGAAAAGACGAGAAGAAAGGAGUGAAGGGUGUGAAGCCAGUUCUGGAUAAAACCAGCAGCAAGCCAACAAAGAUGAAACAUGCUGCACUUCCUGUGAAAAAGGAAAGAAGAGCUGUUAAACCUGGUCCUGGGGAGAAAAAACCUAUCAUCAAACCUGCUCCAGAAGAAACAGAAGUUAUAAGCAAACCUGCUCCUGAAGAAAAAGCAGCUGAUUCAGAAGAAAAAACAGCUGUUCCACCUGCUCCAACAAAAGAAUCUAAAGUCGAAGAAAAUGUCACAGAAGGGAAAAAGCCAGGCAAGAUCCCGUACUUUCAGUGUGUGCUAGUAGGUGGAAAAGCCAGCCAAUAUCCAUUGCGUCCGUUAACUCCUGCUACGACUCCUGCUAUUAACCCGGCCAUGAUGAGAGCCAUGAUGGAGCAGAGAGCCAACGUUCUUGAGCAGAAAGCCCGGCCAGCAGGGCAGUAACUCCGAAAGCCUGAAUUGUAUGAAAUUCUAAGCUGCUGAAGCUCUCACACUGCUGCUAGUCUCUUGAUCAAGCUCUGACUUAAUUCUAACUACGACCUAAACACCUGAGAGACUUAUUAUUAUUAUUACUAUUAUUAUUUAAAGUAUUCUUGUCUUAUGGGUUUUAAAGCCAAUAAACUAUUCCUUUAUAAAUAGACGUAACAGUUUAAACCAUGGAUGAUGGUAAAGAAAGGAUUGAUGACAUGACAAGAGCAGUGUUUACAAGACAGAAACACACAUGCAUUCAGAAUGACAUCAUGUAUACAUAUUGCAUGUAAUAUUUAACAUUUAGGGCUGAGUUUCUAUAAAAUAUCACAACGAAGGCUUAUUCAAUCUAUCAGUCCAAACGAUUUUAGAUUUUGGGAAACUAGCUCAAUGUGUUUACAUUUGCAGAUGUUUUGAAGAAACCUUUUAUAAAACUCAACAUAGAGGACAUUACAGAGAAUAUUCAACAUUUAUGACUCAAGUAGUUGCUUUGUAAACAUGUAUUGACUUAUUUAUUAAACCACGCAUUUACAGUAUACAGUAAUGUAUUAGAGAGGCAAAGUAUAUUUGUUAUUGCUUUAACAAAGAAAAAUAUUUAAAGAUAUACACAGGAUGAUUUUAUCUUUAUUGCUAAAGGCCAUUUCCUUUAUGUCACCGUAAUAUGAUCAGGUCAAGAGUUCCUGUAACGACAUUCACAUUACUGGCAGUAAUAUUUCUGUAAGGCAAUAUAGAUUGGACAAAGCCCUUAGUAAAAUCAGAUUAGACAGACAUUCAUAGGUUUUAGCACCAUAAUGUCUCAACUUGUUUUUCAUUUCAUUUCAAAUCAGCAUAUCAAUUCAGAAACAACUCUCGAUUACUCAGAUAAUUCACUGAAAAUUAUGUGGGAAGGGUCCGUGUAGGUUGCGUUCAUUCGCUUUUAUGUUUUGAAAAAACAUUUCAAUAUAAAUCUUCAUUAUAAAAUAAUACACUAUAAAUAUGUACUUUAAUAGAAGAUGUGUGCAGUGUAGUGAUCAGCAUAAGGGAGAAUUUGUCUUACAUUAUUUUAUAAAAGGUGUUUAAAAAGGUAGACAUUAAACAAUGUUGACCAAUAUAUGAUAGACAAUUUAAAACACAGUGGUCUGGUGUUGGCACAUUGUUUCCAUGAGUACUGUCACACUCCUAGAACAUCUUCCAUCAUGUGUGAGGGAAAGAAAACAUCUAUAGGAGUGGAUUGACUUUUCUUUAGCAUGUCAGGUCAGAAACAACUCUCGGUCCAUGUAUGUUGCGUUCAUUCGUUUGUAUGUUUUGAAA
Messenger RNA from Silurus meridionalis, 3337 nucleotides. RefSeq names its product FK506-binding protein 5-like. Lineage: Eukaryota; Metazoa; Chordata; Actinopteri; Siluriformes; Siluridae. The transcript has 20 exons. The record is from RefSeq and is a predicted model, not a curated record. Bases 83 to 2023 code for a protein of 646 amino acids.